Bursaphelenchus xylophilus (pine wood nematode) is the source of this 1399-nucleotide messenger RNA. Lineage: Eukaryota; Metazoa; Nematoda; Chromadorea; Rhabditida; Aphelenchoididae. The record is from the annotation of a GenBank genome assembly.
AUGUUUGUCGUCGACGAGAAGGCCCGAAAAUUCAUCGACGACUUGAUUAAAGAUCUCGAAAAUCGGCGCGAAAUUGAGAAAAUCCUCGAAAAAUCGCAAUUUUCCACCGAAGACUUUGAUCAAAUCUCCGAGUUAUUGCCGGAAAAUGUGGAGUAUUACAAGUUCUUGAUGCUGGUGAAGCCGAAAGAAGUGAAAGAAGAGCGUCCGCCGCCAACAAAAGAGUAUUUGGACAGAAUUGAGAGGCUGAAAUUGGAGGCAGAGAAGAGGGAUUACGAUCAAAUGGUGUCGUCGGUGGAUUCCAGUCAAAAUUAUGGGCAUACGGCGUUCUUCAAGGACUUUGGAAAGGUAAAUUACCAAGUUUUGUGAAAGAUUUUGUCAUUUUUAGAUCAAAGUUUUAACAAAUUCCAAAAAAUAUGUCAUGACUACGGAUUUUAUGAACAAUUUGGGUCAUUAUGACGAAUUUACUAUCCGUUCUAUACCCUGAGGACUUUUUUACAACCACUUUUUAGAUUAGAAAGUAAUAAAAGUCCCAAAAUUUGCACAGUGCAAAUUAAAAAGAUUGAUCGCACAGUGCUGUUUUAGGAAGAUUUUUUUGCACGGUGCAAGUAAAAAAUGGAUCGCACAGUGCAAGUUUUUAUAUUUUUUUGCACUGUGCGGUUUUGAAAAUUUGUCUGCACCGUGCAGUUUUUGAUAGUAUUUUUUUCGCACAGUGCGUUCCUUUUGUCGCUUUGAGGGUUCCAAAAUUUGCACGGUGCAAAUAAAAAAUGUAUCGCACAGUGCAGUUUUUUGAAAAUUUUUUUCGCACGGUGCAGUUGUGAAAACUUGUUUGCACUGUGCAGUUUUGAGAAAGAUUUUUCGCACAGUUCAGUUUAAAUAAAAAAAUUUUGCACAGUGCAAAUAAAAAGAUGGGUCGCACAGUGCAUUUUGGGUCAAAAUUUUUUUUUGCACAGUGCAGUUUUAGGAAUUUUUUUUGCACGGUGCAGUUUUAAUAAAAAAAUUGCACAGUGCAAUAACGCGUUUUUGAAAUACUGAUUUCAAACACUUCCAGGAGCUAAAAGAGUCGAAUCGGCACGUAAUCGGAAUCGUGAACAUGAUGAUCACCGUCUUCGGAGGCUUCAUGUUCGGUUUCUACGGCAUCUCCAUGGCCUACCCGGCCUGGAAUUUGGACUCAACCACCCGAACUCUUCUCGGACUCGGAAUCGGCACCAUUUUCUUCUUCGUGGACCUGUAUUUCUUCGUCAAAACACUGGACGAAGAGAGCAAAGAGCAGGCCAAAAAUGAUCCCAAAGUUUUCUCGUUGAACACCAAAGGCGUUGGCCAUGAGAAUGUGGUCGAACACACAACAAAAGUCAUCAAAAACACGGGAAAAGCAAAGAAAAAGGCGAAAAAAUUGGAUUAG